CGCAAAGCCAGUCCACCACCCUUCUCAAACAACUCGAAAGGCCGGUUUGGACCGACAGCCGAGAACCGCAAAGGCGCUUGGGAACUGUAUGCCAAAGUUAGCAGCGACGGUCAUGUGACCGACCGUGGCGUCGCGACCUGGCUAUCACGUGAUGCGGCAGCCAUGGCGGCCUUCAUGGAGCAGGUUGUGCAGAUGGACUUUCCCUGGAAUCGGCUGCGCGUCCUGGAGCUAAUCGACCUGUAUAAGACGGAGGACGUCCUGUGGAACAUCAGCAACCGGGACUACCACAACAAGGCGAUGAGACAAGCGGCGCUAGUGCGUCUGAGCGCCAAGAUCGCCGCGCCCGUGCACGAGGUGAAUAAGAAGCUGAUGAACCUGCGCACGUACUACAGUAAGGAGCUGGCCAAGGUGAAGCGCUCGCGCGUGCGUGCGCUGGCCGGCGGGGGGGAGCUGUACCGCUCACAGUGGCCCUACUUCCACCACAUGGACCACUUCCUCAGCCCCCACGUCGUGCCCCGCAAGUCCCACACGCAGGAGCUGAGGGAGGAGAACGGGGAGGUGGAGGUGGAGUUGGAGGCGGAGCAGUCCUUGAGCCCCAUAGUGAUUGGCGGUGCCCCGCCCACACCCCCUCCCCCUGGCCCCGCCCCCGGCCACGCCCCUGUCCUGCGGAGGAUCUCUUUCCCCGAGGUCCGGGUGGCACGGAGGCGGGCGGUGGAGACCCCGCCCCUCUGCAGCGGCGUGGGCGGAGCCAAGCGUCACCGCGACGACGUGUUCCUGCGGGAGGCCGUGCGGGCGUACAGGGGCGCCACGGCGACCGCCUGCCCCGCCCCCGCCCCCGCCCCUCCGCCCCCGCCCCCCGCGGCCCCGGACCCCGCCCCGCCGUCCCUCAGGGAGGACGUGGACGAUGUUUUCGGACGCCACGUGGCCAACGAGCUGCGCCUGGUGGGGGACCUGCGAGCCAAGCAGUACGCCAAGCUGCAGAUCCAGAACAUUCUCUUCCAGGCCCAGUUCGGCCACCCCGGCUCCUCCCCGUUCCCCUCCCCCGCCGCGGGGCCCCCGUCCCCCGACGGCCGGCCCCUGGACCCAGAGUUCCCCCCGGACCCCACCUUCCUCCACCUGCAGAUGCCCUCCUCCUCCUCCUCCUACCCGCUCACGGACAGAGGCACGCCCUGCCUGCACGUGCUGAAGAGCAGCCCCAGGUCUCUGGAUGCCUCGGAGUAACACCGGAGAGAGACAGCAGAGUGAGACAGCAGAGUGAGACAGCAGAGAGAGACACCAGAGAGAGACACCAGAGAGAGACAGCAGAGUGACCAGCAGAGUGAGACAGCAGAGAGAGACAGCAGAGAGAGACACCAGAGAGAGACACCAACCCAGAGGGGCUUAAAUCUGCUUAUGCAGACCCUGGACGGUUUGCGUUAACGCAGAGAGAAAAAAAGGCAAUUUAUCACGCAGUUGUCUUGAAAUUGAACGUUGAAAUGGUUGAAGGGAGGAUGGAUCUGAAACACCAAGGCUGUGUCCGAAAUCAAACACUACACACUACACACUACACUCUACACACUACAUACUACACACUAUACACUAUACACUAUACACUAUACACUAUACACUACACACUACACACUACAGAUGUAUACUAUCAUUUAGCGUGCAAUGCACAAUUCCAGAAUAGUGUCCACUGUUCUCACACUUUUUCACCGACUGUAGUGUGGCAUCCGGGUACAAGCUCAGCAGCGUGGCCCCAGGGGCUUAAAGUGCCGCAGUACCUCUGAUAACCACUGCGGUUCCCUGGGGAAUGUCACUCCCUGGUCCCCUGGAUACGCCACUCUCACUGAUUUCAGCAACAGCAGUACUAACGGCGCCCCCUUGUGGAGACUCUUCAGUCUGCUGGGAGAAGGAGAAGG
Molecule: messenger RNA, 1901 nt
Organism: Conger conger (European conger)
Lineage: Eukaryota; Metazoa; Chordata; Actinopteri; Anguilliformes; Congridae
Product: histone-lysine N-methyltransferase 2B-like
Exons: 3
Coding region: 163-1221 (352 amino acids)
Source: RefSeq, a predicted model, not a curated record